Messenger RNA from Torulaspora globosa, 2295 nucleotides. RefSeq names its product Mak10p (gene MAK10). Bases 1 to 2295 code for a protein of 764 amino acids. The transcript has a single exon. Gene Ontology annotation, biological process: N-terminal peptidyl-methionine acetylation. Gene Ontology annotation, cellular component: NatC complex. NCBI's taxonomy places the organism in Eukaryota, Fungi, Ascomycota, Saccharomycetes, Saccharomycetales, Saccharomycetaceae. The record is from RefSeq and is a predicted model, not a curated record.
AUGGAGUUGGAGCGGACGUUUGGGAAUUUACACUUGUCUCGCAAUUGCAGCACCAGAAAUGAUUUGCCUGAUGAGAAGUCUUUGACUGAUCUUGUCGACAUUACUGAGCUAUUCUUCGAUUUGGGAAAAGAUUUAUCUCCGCAGACCAUUAUACAGGACCCAGGGUUUAAUUCUUUUGAGGGAACUCACUCGCUGGAGGUCAACAAUGCAAAACUGGAUUCUUCGCUGAUCAGUUUAACCAGUGAAGAAAAGCGAUUCAGUUGCGAUGUAGCGUGUGGUGAUACCGCUGUGGAGCGACUGACGUAUGUUACGGCUAUCUUGGAUAGGCUUGCGAGGUUUCUUGUGUGCUGGCUGAAUGAGUACCAAACGUUACCGACUACGGUACUAAGUUGCCGGUAUGUGGAGUUCCUUCUAACAAUCUCUUCCGAGCGAGAGGAAUUGAGCUAUUUGCGAACAGGAGAUCGGUUAUAUGACCAGGUCCUCUGUGAUGCAAUCUACGGUAUCUGUUAUUUCGCCAAGUUUGUACAAAAGCUGCUAAAGGCUGGGGUGGUAUUUGAAGAAGAGGACCUGAACUUCAACCACAUGGGUUUGGACUUCUUGAGCUAUGUGGAAGAUCGGGAACUAAUUUUGGCGCGAUUGCAUCGCAGUAUCGAUUAUGUUGAGUCUUUACAGAGCCAAGAAAGCGCCUUUUUACAGCAUCUCUUGAAAUUGAUUUGCAGUCUGGUGUCCCUAGAAAGCCAUUUGACGGCGUACUCGGCGGAUACUACAGGAUUGGAUGAUCUCAUUGCAGAAGCGACAUAUCUGGAGCAGCAGCGCUCAUCAGAAUGUGAUCCCCCGUCUGGUUGCUUCUCCAUGGGCAUUCAGAGAAGAUUAUCUAAUCAGUUUCCUCCCAAGCACUUAGUGGUACCGACUUGGAACUAUAGAGGGUUUGUGGUCAUGGCCGAAGACAUAAAGGCGGUCCUAAUGGUUGACAAGGCCGCCAGUAUGCUGGAAGCAGCACAACUUGCCAGUUUCUUCAAUAAGUUAACUCAAAGGCAUGUGGUUGCAAGAGCCUUAUUCCCUCUCUUUUUCAUCAGGGAUGAUGAAAGAGUUCUAGGUAGAUAUUCUGCCUUUGAUUGCAUCAGUCUGCAUUUGAAGGAAUUUUGUGCCACAGCUACAGCUUCCACCACAGUACUUUCUCCUCAGAUGAGGCCUGUCCUGCAAGAAGCUACGAACAUAAUUUUCGAAUGGUACCAAAAUAUGGCUCAAAAUACAUCCCGGUACAGGCAAGGAUACAACAGGCAACUGCUGUUAUGGGAUGCACUGCACGCACAAAUGGAGAGCUGUGAGUAUGACAUCGCAUCUCAGACCGCCGGUGACGAGCUUGCCACCACAACGGGUAUAUUCAUGGCGUGCUCCUCAUGGGUAUUCUUGAUGAAGAUUACCGCCAUGAUCGAAUAUGUGUUGAAAGGCUUUGAUUUGGAAGUUUAUAAACCAUUCGAGGCCUUCGCCAUGUUCUGGUAUUCAUAUUACCUCUCAUAUCAACAGGAGUCGUGUUUGGAAAAGGUUCACGAAGUUAUCGAAACGAAGAUAAACUCUAUCCACUCCUUGGGCAAAAAGAUCAAGAAACAGAAAAACGCCCAAAAGAAGAUUGAGCUGAAAGCCCAAUACCGCCAUCUUAUGGACAAUAAUAUGGAAUCUUUGCGAACAAAUAAGCGCUACGUGAGUUAUCUGUUUAUGCACAGCUCGAUUGUAAAAUCACUAUCUUUGGCUCAGGUUCUUCAGUUUUCGAUCCUCAAGUCUUUCGGUGUCAUCGAUAAUAAAACAUCUGCAAGCGGAAUCUUUUCCAGCGAUAGAUUGUUACUGGAACUUAGACUCAAGCCCUUUUCUUCUAUUGGUGUUCCCGAACUGUUGACUUACGAAGCCUUUGAAUCCACUCUAAAUGAUUUCCUGAUCACAGAGCCUAUGUUUUCUUCUAAACUGGACAAAGCACUACAACGUAUCAGUAAAGAAGUCAGUAGUGCCCUCACCGCCAUUGACACGAUCAAGAAAUGCAUAAAUGCAGGCGAUAAUAACGGCCUUCUCGUCACUGGUACUAGACUGGUCAAGGAGCAGGCCUUAAAAUACUACGAUCAAUUGCAAGCUUCCGCAAAAGCAAUCGAACUAAACAGCACCACCAUUGCCGGUAAAUUGGGUAGAUCAAAAUCUUCAAGCACAAGCGACAAGUUUAGUGUACGACUAAGUGUGCCCAAGGAUGCUUCAAGAUUCUUCCCUCUACUAGAACUGACCAAGACAAAGACCAAGCGAGCAAAGUGA